CUGUGGAGUCUGAAAGCUGGAUUUCGGUUUCUUCCUUCAGCCGAGAGCUUUCUUAGAAAGCGGGAUUUCGCUAUGGACGAUCUUGAUGCAUUGUUGGCAGACCUGGAAUCAACCACAUCCCAUAUCUCAAAACGACCGGUCUUCUUGCCAGAUGAGACCCCGUACUCGAUCCCAACUGGAGGUCACUCCUUCCCGGAUGGGUUGGCUCCUCCCCCACCUUCAGCUGAAACUCUAAAUGGUUCCCUGAUCGAGCCACUUGACUCGCACCACUCCUCUCAACAGUCCUUAGGAUCAGCACAGAAGAACUCAUGGUCUGGAGAGAGUAGCAGCUCUCCACUGUCCCACACAGAAGAGGACCACGUGUACAGUUUUCCAAACAAACAGAAACCCUCAGAUUUGACAGCAUCAGCUUUGGGCAGCAACCUUUCGGAGCUCGACAGGCUGCUGCUGGAACUCAAUGCAGUGCAGCAAAGCUCCCCUUCUUUCCCCACUACAGAGGAGAUGGCUCCACCUUUACCAUCCUGCAGUAUCACACACUAUGAGAAUGACAGUGGUCCUGACGUCGUGGUAAGCCGUGCCCCUCAGGACAAACCUAAGAGGAAUGAAACCAGGCUGGAUGAGACUCGGCCCACUGUGGAGACUUUACUGGAUGAGCUGGAGGGACCCGUGCCUUCACUCAGCCCCUCUGAUCACCACACUGAUCUGGACACACCAUCUCAACAGCAAACCAGAAUUUCAGCCUCGUGUGCCACAAGGGAGCUUGAUGAGCUCAUGGCCUCUUUGUCUGACUUUAAGAUUAUGGCCCAAGGGAAAGGAGGGGUCCCCGGUGGCCCACCAACACAGGUCAACAAGCUGGACAACAUGCUUGGAAGCCUCCAGUCUGACCUCAACAAACUGGGUGUGCAGACAGUGGCCAAAGGAGUUUGCGGCGCUUGCUGUAAGCCAAUUGUUGGACAGGUGGUGACGGCUAUGGGUCGCACGUGGCACCCUGAACACUUUGUUUGCACACACUGUCAGGAGGAGAUCGGCACCAGGAACUUCUUUGAGCGUGAAGGACAGCCCUACUGUGAGAAAGACUACCACCACCUGUUCUCUCCGCGAUGCUACUACUGCAACGGACCCAUACUGGAUAAAGUGGUGACAGCGUUGGACAGAACGUGGCAUCCUGAACAUUUCUUCUGUGCUCAGUGUGGAUCCUUCUUUGGCCCAGAGGGUUUCCAUGAAAAGGAUGGAAAGGCUUACUGCAGGAAGGAUUACUUUGACAUGUUUGCACCAAAAUGUGGUGGCUGUGCCAGAGCCAUCCUGGAGAACUACAUCUCUGCGCUCAGCUGCCUUUGGCAUCCCGAGUGUUUUGUCUGCAGGGAAUGCUUCACCCCGUUUGUGAAUGGAAGUUUCUUUGAGCAUGAAGGCCAACCCUACUGUGAAGUGCACUACCACGAGCGGCGCGGCUCCCUCUGCUCCGGCUGUCAGAAACCCAUCACGGGCCGCUGCAUCACCGCCAUGUCCAAGAAGUUCCACCCGGAGCACUUUGUCUGUGCCUUCUGUCUCAAACAGCUGAACAAAGGCACCUUCAAAGAGCAAAACGACAAACCGUAUUGUCACGGCUGCUUUCUGAAGCUGUUCAGUUAGGCAGAAGCAUGUGUCGCAUACACAGCGCAGUGAUUCAUGGAGGGUCAGAGGGUCAGAGUCUGAAAGCCUUUACACACCAGGAGCAACUGAGUCUGUGUUCACAGCAAACACAACAAAUCCAGGAAAUAACAUCCAAGCAGGUUGACUCACAUCAGCUGGACUUGUUGAAAAUGUUUCAUCCAGAAGAGCUUCAUCACUUGUAGCUGGAGAGACUCAGAUAUUUAUUCUCUGAGGGGUCACUGAUGAGUCAUCUGUCGCCGGAGGUCACUUGUGUUCGGGGUCAUUGGAGUUAGACCAGAUGAUUACAAACAUGAUUAUAUCUUAAGAAAUCUGUACUGUCGUCUUUUAACAAAUUCAGUAAAUAUUUAAAGCUUACAUUUGAUGAAAUUAUGAUUAGAUUAUAAAUUUAAAUUUCCAACAGUAUACAAAAAAAAACCAUAAAAAUUGUA
This is a messenger RNA of Thalassophryne amazonica, 2078 nucleotides long. RefSeq names its product paxillin b (gene pxnb). The record is from RefSeq and is a predicted model, not a curated record. Gene Ontology annotation, biological process: transforming growth factor beta receptor signaling pathway; substrate adhesion-dependent cell spreading; endothelial cell migration. NCBI's taxonomy places the organism in Eukaryota, Metazoa, Chordata, Actinopteri, Batrachoidiformes, Batrachoididae. The coding region runs from base 73 to 1629 and encodes 518 amino acids. The transcript is spliced from 11 exons.